Messenger RNA from Fusarium subglutinans, 1473 nucleotides. RefSeq names its product n-sulfoglucosamine sulfohydrolase precursor. Bases 1 to 1473 code for a protein of 490 amino acids. The record is from RefSeq and is a predicted model, not a curated record. Lineage: Eukaryota; Fungi; Ascomycota; Sordariomycetes; Hypocreales; Nectriaceae. Gene Ontology annotation, molecular function: arylsulfatase activity. The transcript has a single exon.
AUGGUGGCAAAUAAUGUCCUUCUGCUUGUUGCAGAUGACCUAGGCAAACAACUAGGCUGCUACGGCCAUCCCAAUGCAAAAACUCCAAACAUUGACAAACUCGCUUCUCAGGGUGUAAGGUUCGACAGAGCCUUUGCAAGCACCGCUUCAUGCAGCGGAAGUCGUUCUACCAUCUACACCGGGCUACACACCCACCAGAACGGCCAGUACGGCCUCAACAGUGGAAAGCAUCAUUUCAUGACCUUUGAUCACAUCGAGUCUGGCCCUGCUAUCUUAGCCAAGAACGGUGUGAGGACUGGGAUCAUUGGCAAGAUUCACGUUGGGCCUGAGGCUGUGUAUCCAUGGGAAUGGAGGGCUGAGAGUUUGACGAGGGAUGUUUGGUGGUCGUCGCAAAAGGCGAAAGAGUUCUUCGCUACGUCGAAGGAAGAUGGGAGGCCGUUUGUUUUGACGGUUGGAUAUCAUGAUCCGCAUCGCGAUCGAACGCGUGGUGGCUUUGGGAACGAUGAGCCUGUUGACGAGCGCGUACAAAACGUCAAGUACCGCUCCGAAGAUAUGGUGGUUCCUGAAUUCUUGUCCGAUACUCCUGGGGCCAGACACGAACUCGCAGAGUAUCUGGAGGCCAUUAGUCGCUUGGAUCAGGGCAUCGGCUUUAUCCUCGAUGAGCUUCAGAGCGCAGGGCUUGCCUCGACUACGUUGGUUAUCUUCAUGAGCGACAACGGGCCUCCGUUUAUGAACUCCAAGACAACUUUGUACGACGCCGGUGUACAGCUACCACUUAUUGUGCGACACCCAGGCUUCAAUGCUUCUGUAAACACAAACUUGGUGUCGUACGUAGACAUUCUACCAACGAUACUGGACUGGACACUCGGUGAGGCCGCCGAAGGGCCAAAGAAACAACUAUCAGGCCGCUCGUUUCUCAAGAUCCUCGAUGAGAAAACGGAUCUUGAGGCUUGGGACCACGUGUUUGGCUCACACACCUUUCAUGAGUCUACCAACUACUGGCCCACCCGCUUCAUCCGCACGCGACGCUACAAGUACCAUCGCAACAUCGCAUGGAGACUAGACUUUCCAUUUGCGAACGACAUCUACGGAUCAUUGACGUGGGAGGACAUUCGCAACUCAGAGGACAGUCCCAAGAAGAUUGGGCAGAGGAAUUUGAAGGAUUACUUCUUCCGCCCGGCUGAAGAGCUGUAUGACUUGGAACUUGACCCGCAUGAAGUUGUGAAUCUAGCUAAAGACCCCAAGUAUAAAGAGAUUUUGGAGGAGUUGAGGGACAGGCUUGAGGAUUGGCAGCGGAGGACGAAUGACCCUUGGCUUUAUCGUGAUGGGGUUUCUGUGCUGUUGAAUAAGCAUCAUCUUGAUGCUGGGUUGGAAGUUCCUGAUAAAUGGGAUCUUGAUGUUGAGCAUCCUGAGACAAAGGGUAUUGCCAAGUACAAGAAUCUCCCAUUCGGUAUAGCAGGGACGAGAGAUUGA